Molecule: messenger RNA, 1392 nt
Organism: Lasiodiplodia theobromae
Lineage: Eukaryota; Fungi; Ascomycota; Dothideomycetes; Botryosphaeriales; Botryosphaeriaceae
Exons: 1
Coding region: 1-1392 (463 amino acids)
Source: RefSeq, a predicted model, not a curated record
AUGGACGCCGUCUCCGCGCACAAUCACUACUCGCUCCGACUGCUGCGCGAGCAAGAAGCUAUCAUUGCCGCAGGUGAGGAUGUGGCGGCGCUGCGCGAAGGGUUACGCGCCUUCUGCAACCUGACGCGCGUGACAGUAACAGCCGUGGCGUGGGCGCAGCGCUGGCUGUUCCCCCGCUACGAGACGCCCUUCUUCCGCAGCCUGCCGGCGAACUUUUGGAUGCCGCUGCCGCGCGCUUGGCACGGCGACGUCGUCGACCGGCACCAGCGGAACUGGGAAAUGGAGCGGGCAUCAUCGGGCGAGGGUGGUCCUCCUCCUAGAGAUAGUCCAGAAAGCGUAAGCAAUUUGCAUCGAUUCGACUGGGAGGCGCACCUCGCGAGGUCGUGGGAAAUCGAGCGCCGCUGCUUCCGCGGAUAUACCAUCGUUGUAGAGGAGCUGCUGGCGUACCACGCCGAGCACCCUUCCCACUCCAUCCGCGAGCUCGUCGUCGACGUCAACCGCAGCUCCAACGGCAUCCAUCACGCGCUCUUCGCGGGACCGCACGCAGCCUCGGGCCAGGAGCACCGCGACGACUACCUGCGCACCCUCACCCUCUUCUCCGCCUUCCCGCUCACCCGCCUCGACCUCGCCGUGAACGCGCACUGCAGGCAGGCCCUGCACGGCAGCAACGGAAUAGCGUCGCCGUGGGACUGCUUCGGGCCGGGCCUGCGGCGCGCUCUUCAAGGUCUGACGCACCUGCGCCACUUCUCCCUCUCGUCGACCUUCGUCAACACCGAGGACGCGGACGCGUCGUACCUCGUCGAGGAGCUGCCCGCGCACCUCGACGCCUGGAUCCCGGUCGAGCGGUGGCCGCAGCUGGAGUCUUUCGGGCUGGGCCGCCUGGUCGUCGACACGGAGGCGCUGGUGCGGCUGCUGGCCGGCUUGCCGCCCGCCACGAUUCGUCGUGUGGAGUUGGAUACGCUGGUCUUUUCGUCGUCGACGUCCGACGCGAUGCACCGGCUGCGCCGACACAUCGUAGAGACGGCUACGCGGAACCUCGAGAAGGGGGUGUGGAGCAGGGACGCGCCGAGGGUGGUGGUCAUGGAGGACGUGGUACUAUCCGGGGUGCCUCCAAGGGUGUUUUCGUGUCAGAGGCCGAACGCACGCCACAUAAGGAUGGUGGAGGAGAUGGAUAGGAAUGCGCGGAGCCUGAGGCUCGUGGUUGACGAAGAGGUGAACGAGUUCCUGUACUGCGAUCCCGCAAUCCAUGGGACUGAGAUGGAUUUCCCCUGCCCGUUCGGAGAGAAAGUCGGCCUGGGCAGCGUGUACCCCUCCUGCGGCCGUGUCGUGGACGAUUAUGAUCCAGAGUACUGUUGGCCCUCCAAAAAGAAAACUAUCGGGCCAAGCCGAUAA